Aphis gossypii (cotton aphid) is the source of this 7924-nucleotide messenger RNA. Its product is annotated as eye-specific diacylglycerol kinase-like. Gene Ontology annotation, biological process: diacylglycerol metabolic process; intracellular signal transduction; lipid phosphorylation. Gene Ontology annotation, molecular function: protein binding; ATP-dependent diacylglycerol kinase activity. Lineage: Eukaryota; Metazoa; Arthropoda; Insecta; Hemiptera; Aphididae. The record is from RefSeq and is a predicted model, not a curated record. Bases 390 to 4157 code for a protein of 1255 amino acids. The transcript has 21 exons.
GGAUACUCUAGUAGUCGAUCAAACGCGGUAUCGCGCGGACGCGGUUGCUGCGCCGCGAAUCCGGUGUGAACGGUGUGCGUGUAUUUAUAUGCGCGUGUAUGUGUACUUGUGUGCGUGUGUGCGUGUGUGAGACUAAGCGAGAGAGAGGAGAGUUUGUGUGUGGCACACGUGUUUUGUUUUUUUUUUUUUUUUCGAUUAUAGUAUUAUUACAAUAUAAUAAUAGUAGUAGUAGUAAUAAUAAUAGUAAUAAUAGUGAUAAUAAAAAUCUUGGUCGAAGAAAAAAAAAACCGAAAUCGGAUUUAACAACUUCAUAAAUAUGGAAACGCCGAACACAUUUUGAGACAACCGUUUUCCGGAUAAAAGGCGCCACGGCAAACCUAACGUCGGUCAUGGACCGUCUGCGUUCGACGUUCAAACGGUCGCGGACGCCGACGGGCGCCGAGAUGAAGACGCAGAACAGCCUGGAAGUGCCCAAACAGGUGCGGUCGGUGUCGUUCGACGAGAUCAAGCUGGGGUGCUCGAAGCGGGACGAGGACGCGCGCAAAGAACGGUCGUCCGUCGGCGGCGGCGGCGGCGGUCAGGCGGGGACGGCGUCGUCGCUGCGCGUGCCCGCCGGCAGCGGAUCGGGACAGCGGUCCCGGAGCUUCGACUCGUCCGCCGCCACCGCCUCCAGCACGUCGUCCGGCGACCGGGACGACCCGGGCGUCUUCCUGGAGGUGCCGUCGUCCAAGCACCAGCUGUUCCACCGACGGCGGUCGUCCGGCGAAAAGGUGCCGGCCGCCGCGUCCUGCGUCCACUGCGCCUAUCUGGAGGAGCUGUCCAAGAUGAACAGGUCGUCGUCCGGCGAAGAGAACCAUAGUCAGAGAUCGUUAGCGUCGACGUCGGCGAGCGAGGACAUGGAAGACGAGGACGAUCGCAGUUGUCAGAUCACCGUCACCGUGGAGGCCGACCUACACGGCGAUCCCGGGACGGCCGCGACGUCGGCGAUCCGUUUGCUGUCCGUGGCCGGCGGAGGUCGCGGAUCGCCGCCGUCGCCCGAGUUGGACGACUCGUGCGUCAAGAGCCAGCUGACGCUGGAGCUGACGCCGCCGGACGAGUACCUGCAGGGCAACCGGCGGCGGUCGAUCACGUCGCCGAAGCUGGAGCGGCAGGAAGCGUUCGCGGUGAGCGACCCGGCCGACCCGGCGGUGGUCCGGGACCUGUUCCUCACGGUGCCCGACCUGAAGCGCGACCGGGCCGCCAGCAUGGACUCGUGCUUCAUCAACAAGCCGACGCCCGCCGGCAAACCGGAAGAAGUGGUGCCCGUGUCGCCCACGCAGCUGCUGCUCGACCCCAACUGCGGCCAGCCCGGAUGCAACAACAUCAGGUCCCGGUCGGUGGACAUCGUGUUGCCCACCGACCAGCAGGCCCGGUACAAGGCGCUGUCCACCAACAAUCAGACGUCGUCGCCGCCGUCCGCCGUGCCCGCGCACAGGGUGCCGCCGGACAAGGGAGCCACUGGAACCGAUGGCAAUGAUAAACUUUUAAAGAUUGUGCCCGAUUGGACGGAAGAAGCUGCCAACGACGAUCACCUGUGGUCAGUAACAUCCCACAACGUGGACUUCUGCUACAUAGGCGAAUCCGAGUGUUCGAAACAUGGAGUCCGUCUGAAAUGUUCGGGUUGCCGUAUAAUCGUGCACUCAGAAUGUCUGAGUAAUCUACCGGAAGCGGCCAAGUGUAAGUCGAGCUUCAAAGAUGACGGUGUCCGGCAGUACAGAGAACAUAAAACAGUCAAACACCAUUGGAUGCACAGGAGGACGCAAAAGGACAAGUGCUCGCAAUGCGGAAAGGCGUUCCAGUCGGUGUUAUCGUUCAGUUCCAAAGAAAUCAUAGCUCUCACAUGCUCUUGGUGUAAGCUUAGUGUCCACAAUAAAACCGCGUGUUUCAACGACACUAAAAUGAACGAACCCUGUUCCUUAGGUAAACAUAGUAAUAUAAUUGUCCCGCCGUCGUGGAUCGUAAAGUUGCCACGGAAGGGCAACUUCAAGUCCAGCAUUAGAUCGCCGAAAAAACGAUCGUCUAAGAAGAAAACAAAAGAUAAGCCGGACAAAGAAGACAAGCUGUUCGUUAUAAAACCAAUCCCGACGGUGAACGUCAAGCCUGUGAUAAUAUUUAUAAAUCCAAAGUCUGGCGGCAACCAGGGUGUAAAGCUGCUGCAGAAAUUCCAGUGGCACCUGAAUCCCAGGCAGGUGUUCGAUCUCAGUAGGGGCGGUCCCAGGAUGGGCUUGGAACUGUACAAAAAAGUCCCGAAUCUCCGGGUGUUGGCAUGCGGAGGUGAUGGCACCGUCGGGUGGGUGCUGUCGAUCUUGGACCAAAUAGCCAACGCCGUGUCGUUUCCAGUGGGCGUUCUGCCGUUGGGCACGGGCAACGAUCUGGCCAGGGCUCUCGGCUGGGGCGGUGGUUACAUGGAUGAACCCGUGUCGAAAAUAUUGACCAACUUGGAAGAAAGCGAAACAAUCCGGUUGGAUCGAUGGAACUUGGAAGUAGUACCCAAUGAACAAGUCAAAGGAACGGAUCAUGCUGGCAAAGACAAUUUACCAUUGAAUGUGAUGAACAAUUACUUCUCAUUGGGAGUAGACGCUCAAAUUGCGCUUGAAUUCCACGAAGCCAGAGAGGCUAAUCCAGAGAAAUUUAGUUCGCGAAUGUACAACAAACUGUUUUACGGAGUCCGGGGUGGUAUAGAGCUACUGGACCGGAAGUGGAAAGGUUUAUCAGAUCACGUGACGCUGGAGUGUGACGGCAAGGACCUGACGCAGCGAAUCAAAGAUUUGAAAGUGCAUGCCAUAUUGUUUUUAAACAUACCCAGCUACGGGGGUGGCACGCGACCGUGGAACAAGUCGGCUGGCAACAAUUCUACCGACGACGGGCUCAUCGAAGUCAUUGGCUUAACAAUCAUGCAAAUAACGAGAUUGCAAACUGGAGGAACUGGGACACCGUUGUGCCAAUGUAAAACUGCUCGCAUAACUACUGGCAUACCGGUACCCAUGCAAGUGGAUGGUGAAGCUUGCCGUUUAAAACCGUCAGUGAUCACGCUAAGUUUCUUCAACCAAGCAACGAUGAUGGCAAAACGUCGGAAAGGCAGACAGACACCUACCCGCGAGACCACGAUAGACAAACACAAAGUGUCUGUCCAAAGACUGAAGCUUCAAGAUUAUGAGCAACACCAUUGUGACAAAGAGCUGCUCAUCCAGUCGUCGAUCAAUAUGGGCGAGAUCGAAGUGGAACCUGUCGCGGAUUUAGAAACCGUGCGCAAGUUAGUUGAAAAGUUGGAGCUGAAUGGCAGUCCAUCAACAGACCACGCGGGCAACACCAUGCCGAAAUUAUCACCCGACUGGUGUUUUGUCGACUGUUGCACGGCCGAACGGUUCUUCAGGAUCGACCGGGCCCAGGAAAGUCUUCACUACCUAAUAGACAUCACACACGAUCAACUUUUCGUGUUGGACGAUCCGCAUAGACCGCCGUCCACCGAAGAAGACGUGACAGUGGUGCUGAAAUCCAAAGAACCGAUUGACGACCAAGGAGCUCAAGACACAACAACAAGCAUGCGGGUAAAGUCGGAGAUAAGUCGAUUGGAAAGCAUCAAAACACAUUCUUCGGUCAAAUGUCCACAAGACGAAGGCCACACCAAUGGGACCAAUCAUUCCACAAGAACUAGUGAAGUAUACAAUCGUCUAUUUGACCUACAAUCAAAUGAAGAUCAUCAUUACGGCCAAGUGCGAACUUCCGAUAAAAUAAUCGAAGCGGCUAAAACAGGGAACUUAAACAUGCUGAGAAAUCUAUUCGAAAUGGGUUACUCUCUGAUGUCCAUCAACAAAGACGGACAGACAGCUCUACAUGUGGCUAGUCAGCGUGGCGAUUCCAACCUGGUUCGGUAUAUACUGGCCAACGCGCCGUCCAAUAUAGUGUCUAUCAAAGACAAUCAAGAGGGGCAGACGGCGCUUCACGUGGCUGUCCAAAACGGCGAACGAAAGAUCUGUUACCUAUUGGUGUCGGCCGGGGCGCCGCUAUUGGCCGUCGACAGACAAGACCGGACGGCUCAACAGAUAGCCGAACAGACCAGAGAUUACGACCUCGCCAAAUACUUGGAAUACAGAAGACGAAACGACGAGUUUGCUUAAGGACUAAGGAAAGGCUAAAACCGAUACGGCCAAGCUCAGUUCGUAUCGUUUGCAGACCAAACGGAGACGUCGGUAAAGACGGCGGCGACUACGUCUGAAUUAUAGUCGGGCAAAACAAACAUCAAAUACUAUCACUAAAUUCUACAUUUUAAAUUUAUAUAAUUAUUAUUAUUAUUAUUAUUAACAUUAUAAUUAUUAUUGUUAUUAAUUGUUCAUAUUUUUAUUCACUAUCCGUCGACGCGCAUGUCGUUGUUUUUGAUAGUCUCCGCGAAAUCAAUAAAAAUAAAAAAUAAAAAUAUAUAUAUAUAUAUAAAGAGCACACUACAAGUCAAUUAGAAAAAAAAACUCGUAUUUCACGCCAACGUAUACGUUUUUCCAAUACUCGCUCUCUAAACCCUCUCCGCAAAAGUCGUAUACGCCUCCUACAUGUAGGUAUAUAUGUAUUUUCGGCUGCGUUUAUCGCAUUACACGUUUGAACGGUUACUUUAUUUUUUUUUUUUCCCCCAUUUAACGCUUUAGUGCAUUAUAUUCGUCGCCGCGACGACGAAGCACACACGUCCCGCGAGUUUUCUUGAAACCGAAUUAUUACAUUUGGCGUGGUCACGCCACCGUCUCUACUCGAAAACCAUAACGACGAAAUGCGACGGAUCGUGACCGAAAAUAAUAAAAUGUACAUACAAUAAUAUAUAAUAUUAUAUUACACCCCCGUUACGCGCGUCUUCGUUUUGGAACAGUAUAUUUUAAUUAUGCGUUUGGAGUCGCGUACGUGGAUCAGAUGGGCGCAAUAGAUACGUGAAAAAAAGAACCAACGUCUCAUUAAUACAACACGUUAAUCUACUAAGGACGCGUCAACACGUUAACGCAAUUCUAAAGUCUAGAUACACAAAAUAAACGAAGAAAAUUCAAAAUUAAUUCGAAAGGUAAUAUAUCGAUUUUUUUUUUUAAUAACAAUUAUUGUAAUAUCGGUAAAACCGCGUUAAAUACUGACCUGCUAGAUGUAACCUCUAGGUGCCCGCAUCAGAUGUAAAAUACGUCUUCGUUAUUACAUACCGUUUAACUGGAUUUAUAGUUGGGCCGUUGGGCGUAUCACUCGAAAUACGAAUGACGAUAUAUGAUUUUUCGCAACUCUUUUGCAUAGAUUACCUAUUAAAUCGUUUUGUUAAAUUUAAAGAAAAAAAAAUGUAUCUUAAACACGGCCGCCCAUCCUUGAUGUACUUACGCGCAACGUCUGUCGAUAACGUGUUCAAAUAGUUUUUCUCGUCGGUCUCGUCUCGCAAUGACGAUUUCGCGUCCGGCGACUUGUCGGGAUACCGCAGGAUUGACGCCGUGGCGGUCUACUCUCAAACCUGCGGGCGACGCGUCGGCCCCGACGUCGUUUUCCCGGACGGACGACCGGCGGGAAAUUUUAUUGGCACGGAUUUUCCGACAGCGUUUUCGACCGAUCCAAUGACGAUGGUAAUAAUAAUAAUAAUAAUAUUAAUAUGACAGCGGGUUAGGACUAUACUCGAGCGAUUUGACUAAACGUAUAAAAUAAUCGAUUAGAGAAACGUGUGCGGCAAACCGACCAUAACGUUAUUAUUAUAUACCGUUACGAUGGGAAUAUAUUGUCGCUUAAUUAUAAUUAUCGAACGGCGGUUCAUCUCGUGAGGUAAACAACGUCGCCUCGCGUGUGCGUCUUCUUCUCUCAGUCGCCGUCCCGAGCGAGAGGGUCGCACUCGGCGUCUUUGUGCCGUUUUUUGCGCGUACCGCGGAGACUCGCAGUGCCUCCGGCGAUUUCCCCCGUCGUCCGUACCGGCGACCCGUGUCGCAGUUCUUUAUAAAUUAUAUCAUAAUUUUCUUCGCCUCCUACGCAUACAAUGUAACCGCGUACAACGGCUCCUCCGGGCACGUCGACGGCGGAAAACCGACGCCGCGGGCUGACGACGACGACGGCGCAGCGCAGUAUAAAAACACUGUGCGCUUUUCGUUCGUUUUAAACUUCCGACAAAAAAAAAUACUAUCCCCCCGAGAAAACGCUGCCGGAGGCGAGCGAAUAACGACGUUAUAAAAACACCUGUGCGGUACAGUAUAUCCGUAGUCGUGCGCCCCCAGUCCCCGUCAAAAAUGUCGUUUUCGUCGGACGCGAAACGAUAACGAUCAUCUCGUCAUCAUAAUAAUAAUGUGCACACCGCGAUACUUUGACCUCUUCCGGUGUUGACGAAUAACUCGCGCUACUAUGUAUAAUAUAAUAUUAUAAUCGCGUCCGACCCCAAAACUAUGCGAUGAUGAUAAUAAUACGUAAUAAUAUGGCCGAUGAUAACUCCAAAGUCGGCAAACCUAUCGUCGCGAAAUACAAAAUAUUGUUCGUAAACGUUAUUUAAAAGACAGCUGAUGUUAAUAUUAUGUAAUUAUUAUAACUAUACAGGUACAUCGCGGUGGUCGACGACCGUUUUUUCUGGGCAUAUUAUAUUAUUCGAAUCGUCCGAAAAUCCAUAUCACCCCCCUGACAGUGCCGUCACUCGUCGUCUCUGCGCAUAGCGACUUUACCCUCGCACGGGUCGGCCAUGACGUGCACGCGUUUUUCGAUUUGGCAAAGAAACGAGAGCACUCGACAAACCGAGAGAGAAAAAAUGUUACGACCCUAGACUGACUUUAAUAAACUUUUACGAUUGUCUGUCAACCACGACGUUAUUAUUAUUAUUAUUAUUAUCAUAUUUUAAUAUGCUUACCGUUUGACAUGAGACGGAAAUCCUGCAACGACUACAUGACCUAUUGUGUGUCCGUCUUACAAUAACGCACGAUGUAUGGCAAAUAUUACGUAGAUACAGAAUAGUCUAUUUAAACGUUGAAAGUCUUUAUGUUAGAAUAAAUUGAUCUUCAAUCAAAUUUUUAAGUAAGAAUAAUCUAGGGCAUAGCUUAGGUUAUUUUUUUUUAUUAAAAUUUCAAUUUUAAGUAAGUUAUGAGAAUUUUAAAAUUGUUAAUUUAAAAAAAAAAAUGCUCAACAUUUGAAUUAAAAAUAAAACAAACUCUAAACUGGGCAAUGGAUGACAGAGUUUUAAAUGGGUUAUUUUUAACAUAAGACUUAUUGCUAUGUUGUGCGUUUUGCAAGACAGAGACGACACAUACUACAGGUAUGACCAUGACAUUCCCUUGAAAAAAAAAAUGAUUCCGAAAAAAAAAAUUAAACAAGAAAAUGUGUAUACUCACACGAUUUCGUUUUUUAAUUAUAAUAUUGUUAAUUUUUUUGCACUUAAUGAAAAUUUAGUAGCAAUUACAUUAGAGCACUGUGAGGAAAACAAUGUACUUUAAAUUCUUUAUUUAAAUAAUUAUUUGUUCUAGUAUUUGUUAUUAAUGAUUAAUAUACUCAUCGGUACAUAUUAUUAUUAUUAUUAUUAUUACUAUUAAAAUAUAUAUAUAUAAUAUAAUAUUAUAUUAUAUACUAUUUUUUUUGAAAACCUUAGGCUAUUGUAUUUUUAAAUAUUAUUAUUAUUAUAUUACAAAUGUUAUUGAGUUCGUAUUAUUUAUAGCAUAUUAUUAUUAUUAUCUAUGUAUUUAAAUAUAUUUAUAUAAUAUAUUUAAAGUAAUCGCCUUAUUCGAAAUUUUAGAUUUAAGCCUUGAUUACGAUUCUUUUCGUCGUGAACUUAUGAACACCAAUACCACUGUUGUUACUAUUUUAUCGAGCUAUUACUGUGAUUUAAUUUUGUUCUUUAAACCUCUGUCCACCUUAAACUAACAUCUUCUAAGUGACAUUUGAAUGUACAUACAUAUUAUUUACAUAAUUUAUAUAA